UAAAAUUGUAGUACCAGUCACUCUCCCUUUUUCCUUAUUUCAAGCCAAGCCCUUGCCUUGAAUUGCCGCGACCCACAAAAUUGAUGGCCUGAAAUUCCCCGCAGAAAGAACAAAUGGAAACUCACUCCAUUUCCCUUACCAAAUUCUCACCUCUGAGCCGCCCCAGAUGCCGACUCUCACGAGUCAACACUUUCAAAUUUAAACCUUUCAUUCUCUCUCCCGUCAUCAUCCGCCACAAAUCCCUCUCUCUUACUCUCCGUUCCCCCCACCUCCGGAUCCGCUGCGUCGCGAAUCACGACCACGACCACCAUUUUAACCAUCAUCAUCAUCACGACCAUGAUCACCACCACCACCAUCACCAUGAUUCUGCUAAGUUGAGUGGGCCCCAGGGAGCAGUGAUCGGGUUCGCGAAGGCCGUCCGAUGGAUGGACUUGGCGAAUUACUUGAGGGAACACCUUCAGCUCUGCUGCUGCGCCACCGCGCUGUUUCUUGCUGCCGCUGCUUGCCCUUACUUACUCCCAAAACCUGCUGUCAAGCCCCUCCAAAACUCCUUCCUUUUCGUCGCUUUUCCUCUCGUCGGGGUUUCAGCGGCACUUGAUGCUAUUACUGAUAUUGCUGGUGGAAAAGUGAAUAUUCAUGUACUUAUGGCACUCGCGGCCUUUGCCUCUGUUUUCAUGGGGAAUGCCUUGGAAGGAGGCUUGCUUCUUGCAAUGUUCAAUUUGGCUCACAUUGCGGAAGAAUUUUUUACUAGUCGUUCAAUGGUGGAUGUGAAGGAGUUGAAGGAAAAUUAUCCAGAUUCGGUAUUGGUAUUAAAUUUGGAUGAUGAUAAUUUGCCAAAUGUUUCUAAUUUAUCUUACAGAAAUGUUCCGGUGCAUGAUGUGGAAGUUGGCUCCUACAUUUUGGUCGGCACUGGUGAGGCUGUUCCUGUAGAUUGUGAAGUGUUUCAAGGUAGUGCAACAAUUACAACUGAGCAUUUGACCGGGGAAAUCAAGCCAUUAGAGGCAAAAGUUGGGGACCGGAUUCCUGGUGGUGCUAGGAAUCUGGAUGGUAGAAUGAUUGUUAAGGUCACGAAGACGUGGAAAGAAUCAACCCUUAGCAGGAUUGUGCAGUUAACUGAAGAAGCUCAAUUGAAUAAACCAAAGCUUCAAAGGUGGCUGGAUGAAUUUGGUGAGCGUUACAGCAAGGUGGUUGUAGUUUUGUCAGUUACCAUCGCAGUCCUUGGUCCAUUUCUUUUUAAGUGGCCUUUCAUUAGCACUGCAGUUUGCAGAGGAUCAAUCUACAGAGCAUUGGGGCUUAUGGUGGCAGCAUCCCCAUGUGCCUUGGCAGUAGCUCCACUGGCUUAUGCUAUUGCAGUUAGUUCCUGUGCAAGAAAGGGGAUAUUGCUCAAAGGUGGGCAAGUACUAGAUGCUCUAGCUUCAUGUCACACUGUUGCAUUUGAUAAAACUGGGACAUUGACAACUGGAGGGCUUAUGUUUAAAGCUAUUGAACCAAUUUAUGGACAUUUUAUUGGAAACAAGAAGACAAAUUUUACCUCCUGUUGCAUUCCCAGCUGUGAAGUAGAAGCACUUGCUGUAGCAGCUGCCAUGGAGAAGGGUACUACUCAUCCUAUUGGAAGGGCGGUUGUAGACCAUAGCAUAGGCAAAGACCUUCCUUCUGUUUCUGUUGAAAGUUUUGAGUAUUUUCCUGGUAGAGGUCUUAUCGCAACUCUCAACAGUGCCAAGUCAGGAACUAGAGAAGGUAAAAUGUUGAAAGCAUCACUUGGUUCUGUAGAGUUUAUCACUUCACUUUGUAAAUCAGAAGAUGAAUCAAGGAAGAUUAGGGCAGCUGUUAAUGCGUCUACUUAUGGAAGUGACUUCGUUCAUGCUGCCCUUUCUGUUAAUGAAAAGGUAACUUUGAUUCACCUUGAGGAUAGGCCUCGACCAGGGGUUUUAGAUGUUAUUUCCGAAUUGAAAGAUCAAGCAAAACUGCGAGUAAUGAUGUUAACUGGUGACCAUAAGUCAAGUGCAUGGAGAGUUGCUAAUGCUGUGGGCAUAAAUGAAGUCUACUGCAGCCUAAAGCCGGAGGACAAACUCAAUCAUGUUAAAAGGAUUUCAAGGGAAACAGGGGGAGGUUUGAGCAUGGUUGGUGAAGGUAUCAAUGAUGCACCAGCUCUUGCUGCUGCAACUGUUGGAAUUGUAUUAGCACAUCGUGCUAGUGCAACUGCUAUAGCAGUUGCAGAUGUCCUGUUGUUGCGGGACAAUAUUUCAUGCGUUCCAUUCAGUAUAGCCAAGGCUCGCCAGACAACUUCACUGGUCAAGCAAAAUGUUGCACUUGCCUUAACGUGUAUUAUCUUGGCCUCUCUUCCAUCAGUCUUGGGGUUUCUUCCUCUGUGGUUAACGGUUCUCCUGCACGAAGGUGGUACUCUUCUUGUUUGCCUCAAUUCCGUACGUGCUCUAAAUGACCCCUCAUGGUCUUGGAAGCAGGAUGUAUUGCAUUUGAUCAGCAAGCUCAAAUCAGAACUCACAUUAUUGAGACACAACACCAGUUCAAGCACCACCCAGCCUGCACCUUUGUAAACUAACACUUAGUUUUAGACUUUUAAGAGAAAUUUUCCCCAAUUCUUUUUGUAGUCGAGAUUGCUCAUCUCAUAUUGUUUAAACAAAAGGAAACUCAAAAUUGUAAAAAGUUGAUACAUCAAUCCAAUAAAGCUUGUAGGUUGUGCAGAGCAUUCGAAUUCCGGGCUCUGGUCGAUACAACAAUCAGCUUUUAGCAUGAAA
Molecule: messenger RNA, 2756 nt
Organism: Theobroma cacao (cacao)
Lineage: Eukaryota; Viridiplantae; Streptophyta; Magnoliopsida; Malvales; Malvaceae
Gene: HMA1
Product: heavy metal atpase 1
Biological process (GO): monoatomic cation transport
Cellular component (GO): membrane
Molecular function (GO): ATPase-coupled monoatomic cation transmembrane transporter activity; ATP binding; ATP hydrolysis activity
Source: RefSeq, a predicted model, not a curated record